This is a messenger RNA of Mangifera indica (mango), 2285 nucleotides long. Its product is annotated as calcium-dependent protein kinase 28-like. The transcript has 11 exons. Gene Ontology annotation, molecular function: calmodulin binding; ATP binding; calcium/calmodulin-dependent protein kinase activity. Gene Ontology annotation, biological process: protein autophosphorylation; intracellular signal transduction; peptidyl-serine phosphorylation. Lineage: Eukaryota; Viridiplantae; Streptophyta; Magnoliopsida; Sapindales; Anacardiaceae. The coding region runs from base 268 to 1866 and encodes 532 amino acids. Gene Ontology annotation, cellular component: cytoplasm; nucleus. The record is from RefSeq and is a predicted model, not a curated record.
GCUUGGCAUCUUUCUGAUGAAGCCAAGACAGCAAUUUAAUGGGAGACAUGGCGAUCAGAAAGAGACUUGUCCGUUGAAGAUCAAAUUUAUGAUUCAAAAGUCUCUUUUGACCAGUGCCAGGCACUCUCUUCUUGCCUCUUUCUUCUCUUCUUCCUCCCAUCUACUCCCUUCUUUCCUCUGUCGAUUGUCAGUCAAUAUUUAUUCAGUUUUCUCAUGGGUUGCUUCUCUCAAAACAGCUUACCAUUUUGAAACUGCAAUAAUUUGAAGAUGGGUCUCUGUCUUUCAACGACGAAAGUUAGUGGCUCCAACAGCAACAACAACAACAACAGCGUCAAACAUCGUCGGAAAGAUAAUACAGACCGGACCAAUAAUGAAAAAGGAAGGAAUGAAACAAAGCAUGUUAAGAAUAAUUAUACUCAGCAGCAGGUGAAGAAUCCUAAAAGAGACAAGGCCAAAACGAAGGGACAAACUGGGAUGAUACCGUGUGGGAAGCGUACGGAUUUCGGGUAUGCAAAAGAUUUUGAUAAAAGGUAUUCCAUCGGAAAAUUAUUGGGACAUGGGCAAUUUGGAUACACUUAUGUUGCCGCCGAUAAGACAAGUGGAGAUCGUGUCGCCGUCAAGAAAAUUGACAAGAAUAAGAUGCUUCUUCCUAUUGCUGUCGAGGAUGUUAAGAGAGAGGUCAAGAUUUUGCAGGCUCUUGCAGGCCAUGAGAAUGUAGUUCAGUUCCAUAAUGUGUUCGAAGAUGAUUCUUAUGUAUAUAUUGUAAUGGAGUUAUGUGAGGGUGGUGAAUUAUUGGAUCGAAUAUUGGCCAAGAAGGACAGCCGUUAUACGGAGAAAGAUGCUGCAGUAGUUGUACGUCAGAUGCUCAAAGUUGCAGCUGAGUGUCAUUUGCAUGGUUUAGUACACCGUGACAUGAAACCUGAGAACUUUCUUUUUAAGUCUACCAAAGAGGACUCGCCUUUGACGGCUACAGAUUUUGGCUUGUCAGACUUUAUAAAACCAGGGAAGAGGUUUCAAGAUAUAGUUGGCAGUGCCUACUAUGUUGCUCCAGAAGUACUGAAACGAAAAUCAGGACCUGAAUCAGAUGUCUGGAGUAUUGGUGUGAUUACAUACAUUUUGCUCUGUGGGAGGCGACCCUUUUGGGACAAGACCGAGGAUGGUAUAUUCAAGGAGGUUUUAAGGAGCAAGCCUGAUUUUCGUCGCAAACCAUGGCCAACUAUAAGCAAUAGUGCCAUAGAUUUUGUAAGGAAGUUACUGGUGAAGGAUCCUCGGGCUAGACUAACAGCUGCUCAGGCACUAUCACAUCCAUGGGUUAGAGAAGGAGGAGAUGCAUCUGAGAUUCCUAUUGAUAUAUCUGUUUUGAAUAACAUGCGGCAAUUUGUGAAGUACAGUCGAUUGAAACAGUUUGCUCUAAGAGCAUUAGCUAGCACACUGGAUGAAGAGGAGCUAUCUGAUCUCAAAGAUCAAUUUGAUGCAAUUGAUGUAGACAAAAAUGGCUCUAUCAGUCUUGAAGAGAUGAGACAGAUUGAUUGCAACACAGAUGGGCUUGUGGAUUUCCGUGAAUUUGUUGCAGCUACACUACAUGUGCAUCAGCUGGAGGAACACAACUCUGAGAAGUGGCAACAUCGAUCACAGGCUGCUUUUGAGAAGUUCGACUUAGAUAGAGAUGGGUUUAUAACACCUGAGGAACUUAGAAUGCAUACGGGUUUAAGAGGCUCAAUUGACCCACUUCUUGAGGAGGCAGAUAUUGACAAAGAUGGGAGAAUAAGCCUUCCGGAAUUCCGCAGGCUUUUAAGAACUGCAAGCAUUAGUUCACAAAAUGUGAGUGGUAGCCCGACUGGCCAUCAGCAUUCCAGGACGUUGUAAAUUAAGCUUUCAAGUUGUAGAAUUGAGGGAAAUAAGAGGAUAUAGGGAUGGAUGGAGCUCCUCGGCUACGUGAGGAACCUAUUUAGUUUGAACAAUGAGCUUACGUCUUUGGAUCUUGAAAACAUUUUUUUGGCUUAGAGAGGUCUUGGCUUGGAUGUUUUCAGUAUGUCUGCAAGGAAGACGAGUCCAUAACAGAUGGUGCUACUGCUGCCUGUGUGUACAUCUGUGUAUCAGGAUUCACUCAUGUUUAUACAUGUUUUUGAAAAAGAUGUUUUCUGAAGUGAGGUUAAAUUUAUACCAAGAGCUUAGUAUUAUGAUGAGAAGAAAUCAACACUAUGUGGUGGUUAAAGGAAAUUACUUGUAAAUAGAAUCUUGAUUGUUGCCUAUACAACAAAACUAAGUAUACCUAAUUUUGAGAA